AUGGAUGAAUCCGGUAUUGAUAUGGGGUUCGAUCUCGCCUCCUUUUUGACAAACGACUAUCAAGUUGACCAUAUUUUGGAUGAAAUGACAGCAGCCCAGCACCAGGACUUCAUGUACUACGAGCUGAAGUCGAAAGCAGUGCCUGUAACAGAAAGCCCAUAUACGCAAAUGAGGAUUAAUUUCACCAAAGCUAAAGCGCUCGCGACCUUGAAAACUCGACUUGGCAAAGCCCCCAGUUUUGCUAUGUUUAUGGCCAUUCUC
Messenger RNA from Iphiclides podalirius (scarce swallowtail), 261 nucleotides. The record is from the annotation of a GenBank genome assembly. Lineage: Eukaryota; Metazoa; Arthropoda; Insecta; Lepidoptera; Papilionidae.